AUGCCUUCAAAAGGAAGCUCCGAUAAUUCCGGCAAUGGCCAAUGCGCGCAAGGUGCUGGAGGUGGAGGAGGCUCGAAGGGCGGGAUGACGAUGGAAGCUGCCGCGCGGAUUCAAUCCUCCGAAGCCCGCGCGAACGGCGGCAACGUCUCUGCAGGUGGUUUCGCGGCCAGAGCUUCUGCCGCUGCCGCUCACAAUGCUCAAUCCUAG
Puccinia triticina is the source of this 207-nucleotide messenger RNA. RefSeq lists its product as uncharacterized. The record is from RefSeq and is a predicted model, not a curated record. NCBI's taxonomy places the organism in Eukaryota, Fungi, Basidiomycota, Pucciniomycetes, Pucciniales, Pucciniaceae. The transcript has 2 exons. Bases 1 to 207 code for a protein of 68 amino acids.